AUGUCUUCGGUGUCGGAACUUGCGGAUGCCAGUAGUGCUAUUACCAACCCCAGCCACCCGUACGACUCCGACCCUCAGGCAAGCACACAUUCUCUAGCACCAUCAGUGGAAGCAUCCCCCGGCCAUUUUCGCCGCAAGACGUCCCCUAUAUGGCUCCAUUGCCGGAUAGAGGAAGGUAGAGCCACUCCGGGGGCUUGGGUCGAUCCUGACGGCACGAGAUGGUGGCACUGCCGGCCUUGCUUCGACAAGAAGAAGGACAAACGAUACAAAUACUCCGGCGGAUCGUCCACUAUCACCAAUCACUUGCGAAAAGAACACAACAUAGUGAUCUCUGACAAGCUCGAGGUCACUCGAGAAAUGGCGAAGAGCCGCCUUGGGAGUAUCGUUGCCUUUUUGGCUGGAGACGGUUCCAAUCCGACGAAGAAACGCAAAGUGACCACAGAAGAGGAUGCGCUGGACCAAGGCACCCUACGCGAGUUGUACUGCCGCUAUACAGUAGCUUGCAGCCUCCCGUUUUCUCAUGUCGAACAGGAACCUUUCCGCGACCUGAUCCGGUACAUCCUCCCGGCGGCUGACGACCUUCUCCCGAGAUCUGCCGACACGAUCAAGAACGACCUUCAGCGGGGUUACGACGUCAAAAAAGAGCCCGUCAAGCGAGCCUUGCAAAAUGCCGUUUCGUCGAUACACAUCGUUCCGACAAUUGGACGUCACCAAAUUGCCUGGGCGUGA
This is a messenger RNA of Purpureocillium takamizusanense, 729 nucleotides long. RefSeq lists its product as uncharacterized. Lineage: Eukaryota; Fungi; Ascomycota; Sordariomycetes; Hypocreales; Ophiocordycipitaceae. The record is from RefSeq and is a predicted model, not a curated record. The transcript has a single exon. Bases 1 to 729 code for a protein of 242 amino acids.